AUGCGCAAUCGCUUCACCUUCAGUCGCAGCACCUCACUUCGAACCCGAGCAUCGACAGUAUCUCGGGAACCAGAAAGCCCUGAAAGUCGACCUCGAUCAGCAACAAACCCGGAGUCUCCCACCUACAAUCUAAUGGAACACAACAAUAGCAUAAACCCCAGCAAAGGCUACGAAUUUACGGACGAGAUUGGCUACUUCCGUCCCGCAUCACCAUUAAUUAAUCGUCAAGAAAUCCACGAAGACGUCGUAGCCGACGUCAAACAUGCAUGUGCCCUGCUCUCCCACAGCAUCGAGCGCGGUAUCCCAGCCGGACUGUCUUACCAGAGCACCAUACCCAACUGGACAGUACCAAACCUGUCAGGGAAACCCAAAUCCAGACCGACAGGAAAACGAAAGCCCGGCAGCCGCAAAGCUGAAAAGCCCACAUCACUGGACCAUCCUGUGCCUGUCCCACCUAUACCCAAACCCAUCGAGCAUGAGCCCGAAACCACCAAAAAGCACGACUCCGGCGUGGGUAUGAACUACGAGUCCCCGAACCAAACAGGAACAGGAAGACCACAUGGGAACAGUACCUCAGGCACCGUCUCCUCAGCUCGCUUCUAUAACAAACAAUCCUCCACAACUUCAGGAUCUCCAUCAGAACACCGGGCCCGGUCCCGAUCCCGAAGCCCUAGUCUGACAGGGAGCAUCCAAUUAGAGCCACAGCAGCUCUCAAUCUCUUCCAGCAAUAUCCCUUCCCAAUACAGUCCCCAAAAUUCCCAGUCUGCAUCCACAGAUCCCACCCUCGACAGUCCCGUCAGCCCCCUCAACGAAGCAGACAAACAACUCCAAGCCCUCGAAACAAAAUUAAAAUCCAAAUCCCAAAAUACAAACCAAAACCCAAACCAAAAAUCAACCCCCAUCUCCCCCUCAGUCCCCAAUCUCAGCUCAGCACCCAGAACCUGGCCCAGCGCAGCAAAUAUCAAAAACCCCCCGACUAAAACCUCCCAAGAAACCAAAGAGAACAAGAAAGCCAAAACAUCCAGCCGCUUCUACAGCGGCAGCAACGCCACGACCUCAGCAUUUGAUUCUCGGGAGUGGCUGACGAAGACAUUCUGGGAAGAUCGGUACAGCGUAUAUGGGGAAUCGACACUAUCGCUUGGAAUGAGUGGAACGGCAUCGAGGCGUGGAUCUGGGACGCCGCGGAUGGGGAGUGUUUCUACGACUGAGGAGACGAAUUAUCCAUAUGGGACUUGGGCUGCGACGAGGGGGAUGUCGUAUUCUUCGACUUGUUUGGCGGAUGAGUUUAAGCAUCAGGAGAAUGUUUAUUCUUGUGUUGUGCAACCGAGGAUGAGUGAGGUGCCGCGGGGACGGAGGGAGAAGGCUUCGUUGUUGUUGAGGAAGUUGGCUGGGUUGAGGAUGGGGAGGAGGGAGAGGGAGAGGGAGGUUGAGGUUUGA
Molecule: messenger RNA, 1437 nt
Organism: Penicillium brevicompactum
Lineage: Eukaryota; Fungi; Ascomycota; Eurotiomycetes; Eurotiales; Aspergillaceae
Exons: 1
Coding region: 1-1437 (478 amino acids)
Source: RefSeq, a predicted model, not a curated record